AUGAGAAUGGAUUACCAUGAUAAGUAUAAUUAUUUCAUGAAUAUAAAGCAACAUUUUUUCUUUAAAAAAAAGUUAAAAGAAUAUAACAUAAAAUUAGGAAGUGACAAUAUAACAAGCAAAUCUUUACAGACUGUAUGCGAAAAAGAAUCGAAGUUUCAAAAUGAAGAAAAUGAAGAUAAUAGUAUAAAUGACAAUUUUGAAUAUGUAGAUGAAAAAAAGAAUAUGAAAUUAAAUAGUAGCACCCGUAUGAAUAAUAAUAAUAAUAAUAAUAAUAAUAAUAAUAAGAUGGAUUAUAACAACAUCAUUAAUUGUAAUGAUAAUAAUAUUUUUAUUGAAGGAAGUAUUACAAAACUUACUCAUAAUAUAACGACAGAUAUUCAAAAUAUAGGUAGUAAUGAAGAUACCCAAGAAAAUAUUUUAUCUUCAUAUGAGAGUAGUUGUACUAAUGAUACAUAUUGUAGUAGUUAUGAUAUAAAGGAUAAUAAUUUAAAAAAUGAAUAUAGUGAUUCAUGUAGUAAUAGUAUAUAUAGUCCCAAUAAAGAAGAGUAUAAUGAUUUUAUAGAUAAUGAGAAUAUGAAUAAUGUAAUUCAAAAAAAUAACAAAUGUACCAAUAAUAUAGAAUAUGAUAAUGAUAUAAAUGAACAUUUCUAUGUAGAACAUCAUAUACGAAGAAAUAAUGAGAAUUUUGAUCAUAUAAAUUAUAAUGAACAUGAUAUUAAUAAUAUAAUGAAUCCAGUUAACAAUAUGAUGAGUAAACAUAUGAAUAAUGAUUUAUCGAUAAUUAAUACAGAUAAAAAGAAAAAGAAUGAACAUAUUAAUAAUGCAAUUGAAGAAUUAGAUAAUUUAUGUUUAAGUGAAAAUGAUCAUAUUCAGAAUAUUGAAGCAAAUAAUAUAAAUCAUAAAAAAGAAGAUGGUCAUGUGACAAAUAAAAUAAAUGGUGUCCAGGCCAAUAAGGGAAAUAACAGUAAUAAUAAUAAUAAUAAAUCAAAUAAUAAUAAAACAAGUCAUAAUAAUAAGUCAAAUAAUAAUAAAGAUGAUGGUAGUAAGAAUAAUAAUAAUAAUAAUAAUAACAAUGGUAAUAAUAAUAAUAAUAGUAAUAAUAAUAAUAGUAAAAAAAAUAAUAACAAUGACAAUAAUGAUAACAAUAAUAACAACAACAAUAAUAACAACAAUAAUAACAAUAAUAACAAUAACGGUGAUAAUAAUAAUAAUGAUGAAGAUGAUGAUGAUAAUAAUAAUGGAGAUAACAAAAAGAAUAAGAAGGAAAAGGACAAAGGUAAUCAUAAAGACACAUCAAAUAAAAAUAAUAACACAGAUAAAAAUAAUGAUAGUCAUAUGGUUAAGUCUGAUAAAAAAAAAAAAAAUAGUAAAAAUAAUGCGAAUAAUAAAAAUAAUUCAUCCAUUAAUAAUACCAUAAAUAUGAAUGGCUCAUGUAUUGUAAAUAAUAAUGCUAUUAAUAAUAAUAAUAAUAAUAAUACAAAUCCAAUGAAUAAAAAUAAUGAAUUAUAUAAUAAAUUGUAUAAUGUGAACUCUCUAAAUACAUAUGAUAAUCAUGAAAAUAUAAUGAAUCCUGAAGAUGUUGUAAAUGUAAAACAUAUGGACAUGAAAAUGGGUCCAAAUUUUGGAAACAUAAAUAAUAUGAAUAUGAUGAAUAAUAUAAAUAAUGUAAAUAUGAUAAAUAAUGUGAAUAAUAUGAAUAAUAUGAAUAAUAUAAAUUAUAUACCGAAUAUGAAUAAUUUAAAUAAUAUAAAUGAUAUGGUAGAUACAAAUGGGGUAGGCAAUUUUUUUAAUAUGCCUAAUAAUGGUUUUAUCAAUAUAUGUAAUAAUAAUAAUACCAAUAAUAAUAAUAAUAGUAAUAAUAAUAACAAUAACAAUAAUAACAAUAAUAACAUUAAUAACAAUAAUAACAUUAAUAAUUAUAUGCCAAAUAUAAAUUAUGUACAUAAUCCUAAUUACUUACCUAAUGGUAAUAUUAAUAAAUUAAAUAUAAAACCAAAUAUGCAUUCAAGCGAAAAUGAUAUGAUCAAUAAUAAUUUCAAUCCAAAUAAUGGUAUGUUUACAUCAAGUUAUUCAGAGAUAAAUAUGAUGAGAGAACAAGACGAUUUAAACAAUAUGAAUAAUGGCCUUUUUAUGAAUUACAAUAAUAUGAUGAUGAUGCAACAUGGUAAUAAUGGUGAUAUAUUUUUUAAUGAACCUAAUAAAGAUAAAUUAUAUUUAAAUAAUGAAUCAUUGAAUAAUUAUCAUGAUGAUAAAAAUAGUAGUAAUAAUAAUAUCAUAUUCUUAAGUGGUACUAUGAAUCCAAAAUUUGAAGAAUCAAACAUUCCACCAAAAAAUAGUAUACAUUAUGAAAUAUUAAAUAAUAAAGAUAUUAUGAAUAUAGGGGAAUUAAAGGCAGAAGAAAAUGAACUCUUACAUGGUAUUCCAAGAAAUGAUUGGAUGUAUAAUAAUAAUAUAAAUCAUAUGAAUCACAUGAAUAAUAUGAAUCACCUAAAUAAUAUGAAUCACCUAAAUAAUAUGAAUCAUAUGAAUAGUAUGAAUCAUAUGAAUAGUAUGAAUCAUAUAAAUAGUAUGAAUCAUAUUAAUAAUAUGAAUCAUAUAAAUAGUAUAAACCACAUGCAUAAUAACGAAGAGCAACAGAAUAAUUUUAAAAACCAUUUUGAAAAUAAAAUUAAUGAGGAAUCAAUGUCACAUAAGAAAAAUAAAAAAAGUGUUUGCGAUAUAAAUAAUAAAAAUAAUGAUAAUAAUAAUAAUAACGAAUAUGUAGAAGAUGAAAAACAUAUAAAUCAAAAUUUAGAAGAUAGCUUAAAUUAUAAUGAAGCAAGUACAUUGAAUUUAUUAAAUAUUUCUUUUAACGAAAUAUAUCGUGAUAAAAAAGAUUUAAUCGAUAAAGUUAUUACCAAAAAAUUUAAAUAUAAAUUAUCCAAAAUUUUAAAAGAUAUAAACCAAGACAAUAUAAAAUCAAAAGCAAAAAAAAUAAAACGAUUAAUUGAAAAUGAAAAAAAAUGUGAUAAGUAUGAACAAGAAGAAGAUGAUGACAAAAACGUAUCUUCUUUUAAUACAAAUAAUAAUCAAACAAGUGAGCCGUCGAGUAGUAUAAAAGUGGAAAAAAUGGAUGAAGAUAGCUUAAGUUGUAAAUCAACUCCUUUUGAUGAUAAUAAAAAGAUAGAUAAGAAAGAUCAUCAUAGUAAUAGUCAAAUAAAGGACAAAAAGAAAGGUGUUGAUUCUAAUAACGAGACGGUAAAUAAUACCAUAGAGGGAGCAACAAAACAAGGAAAGGAUAAAGGACAAGAAGAGAAAAAGAAAAAAAAUAAUAAGAAAAAUGAAAAAAAUGAGAAGAGUGAAAAGAAUGAGAAGAAUGAAAAGAACGAGAAAAAUGAAAAGAAUGAAAAAAAUCAAAAGAUUGAAAAAAAUCAAAAGAUUGAAAAAAAUCAAAAGAAUGAAAAAAAUCAAAAGAGUUCAAUAUUGAAUCAAACUGUUUCGUCAAAUGGUGAUGCUGAACAAAAUAUAAAUGAUAUAAACAAAAGUUCUAUCCAAAAAAAUUCAUUACAAUCAGAUAUAUAUGAUGAAUUUUCGAACCAAAAAAUUAGUAGUGAUGAUAUAUGUUAUAUAAAUGAAGAUGAUUUAAAAUUAAAUAAUGAAAAGCAACAAAGUAAAAGUUCUAAAAAAAAUAAGAACAAUAUAAAUAAUAAGGAAAGUUCUUCAAUAUUUCAUGAUGAAAAGAAAAAAAAUCAGUUGACAGAAAAUGAAGAGGAUAAUUUGAAAAAAGUAGAUGAUGAUGAUAAUAAUAAUAAUAAUAUUAAAGGGGGUGAUAAUGAUGACUUAUUACAUAACAAUAAAAAGGUAAGUGUAUUUUAUGAUUUAAAAAAUAAUAUUGAAAGAAGAAAAUAUGGAAAAAUACAAGAAAAUAAUGAAAUGAAAACAGAUGAUGAUCAACAUAUAGCAGAAAAUAGUUUAUUUGAUAACCAUUUUGAAGAUUAUACAUAUUACACUGAUUAUACUGAUGAUCCUAUUAUGAGUGAUGAUAUUAGUGAUGAUUAUGAAGAUGGUGACGAUGAAGAUGAUGAGGAUGAUGAUACAAAUGAUGAUAAUAAAUAUAUUACAGGUAUUAAUGAUAGAUAUAAAGAAAUAAAAAUUGAAGAUGAUGUACAAAUAAGAAGAGAUAUAUUUUUCUUUAAUUUGUUAAAAAUUGUAAUAAAAAAGAAAACAUCAGAAGAUAUGUUAAUAUAUAUGAAUUUUUUGAGCAAAAUUAAAAUAGAGAAAAUAUUUGAUAAUAUAAUACAACUAUCAUGUGAAAUAUUUAAAACAUUAUUAAAUUUUAUAGAAAUAACAAAAGAUUCAUCUACAUAUAGAUUAUUACUUAAAAAUUUAGGUGCAUGGAUAGGAAUUAUAACUAUAGGUAGAAAUAAACCAUUAAUGUCGAAAUAUAUGAAUAUUAAGCAAUUGAUUCUAUAUGCAUAUGAUAAUGGUUAUUUAAUAGUAACAUUUCCAGCAUUAUGUAAAAUAUUAGAAAGUAUAAAAAAUUCCAAAAUAUUUAGACCACCCAAUCCUUGGACUGUUAGUAUAUUGAAUUUGUUAGGAGAAUUACAUGAAGCCCAAUCUUUGAAAACUAUUUUAAUUUUUGAAAUAGAAAUACUGUUUAAUUAUUUUAAGAUCAAUGUAUUUGAUUAUUAUAAUAAAUGUAAUAUAAUAAAAUCUCGUAACUUACCUGUUAAUUCUAAUGAUUUGUUUUUUAGAAAUAGUUUUAAUGAAAAUGUAUCAGUGAAUAUGAACGGUUUAAAUGAAAAUAACAAUAAUAAUAGUAUGAUUUCAGUUAAUGAAGUUACACCUACUAAUUAUUCAAAAUCAUUUAAUACUAAUAUUAUAUAUUCUGAAAAUUUGAUAAAUAUUAAUAAUGAUAGAACUAACAGAGGAGGUUUAGGUUUAUCUAUAAAUAAGGAUGUAAGGUUUAACAUGUUAAAUAAUUAUAACACAACACCGGCUACUAUUGCUACAUCAACAACUACAAAUAGUAAUAAUAAUAAUAAUAAUAAUAAUAGUACUAGUAGUAAUAAUAAUAAUAGUAAUGAUUUCUUAAGUUUUAAGGGUGUUAAUUGUAGUUUGUUAAUUAAUAAUAGAAAAGAAGAUGAAGCAAAAGAAAGUAAUAAUAGGGGAGACUUAAACAACAACAAUAAUAAUAUUAAUAUUAAUAAUAAUAGUAAUAGUAAUAGUAAUGCUCAUAUUAUGAAUCAUUUAAAUCCAAAUCUUGCUCAUUUAAGUAACGGUAAAAAUAUUGUUAAUAAUGUCAUAUGUAAUUCUUCAUCAGAUAUGAUGUUAUUAAACAAUAAUUAUAGGAAUACAUUCAGUAUGAAUAGUAAUCUUAAUAAUGUAAAUAAUAAAAAUUUUAAAAAUAUAGAUGCAUAUAAAUCUACAAAUAAAAAUGUUGUGAACACUAAUGAUGUUCAUUUGAAGAGUGCUAGUGUAUCGAAGAAAUUAACAAAUGCAAAUAUUAUGAAGGAGAAUCAUUUAAAUGCAAUACCUAAUUAUUUAAGUAAUGAUUCUAAUAUUAAUCAUAUGUAUACAAAAAGUGGUAGUGUUAAUAAUAAUUUUAUUUUAAAUAAUAGUAUGGAGAUGUAUCCAGUUGAUAAUAAUAUAUAUAAUAAUAUGUAUGGAAAUAAAAAUAUGGAUAUAUCUAAUAUGAUGAAUAAUAAUGAAAACUUUAAUAAAUCUAAUAAUAACAGUAAUGAAGAAUUGUGUGUAAAAGAUAUGAAAUUCUCAAAUAAAAAAAAAGAUAAAUUGAAUGAAAUUGAUUUUAAAAAUAAUAUAUCAAAAAGUAGUAAUAAUUAUAAUAUAAAUAAGACAAAAUUUUCUGUAAAUAAUAAAAAUGAAACAUCUUAUAAACUUAUGGAUAUGAAAAAUGGAAAACUUGUGCAUGGCAAGGAAAUGAUGUAUUAUGAAAAUAUAAUGAAGGAUUCAUAUGCAUCAUCAACACCAUCAAUGAAUAAUAUAAAUGUAAAAGGAAGUUAUAUGGAUUCAUCGUUAUUUAAAAAUAUGGGAGUAAAUAAUAAUGUAGAAAAAUUAAAAAUGAAUGAAUAUAAUAAUAAUAAUAAUAUUAAUAUCGGUAGUAAUAAUAACCAAUAUAGUAAUACUAAAAAUAAUAUGAUGUUACCAUCAUCUGUUGUUUGUUCACCAUAUAUAGUUGGUAAUAAUGAAAUGAGUAUGAAAAAUCAUAUGAUAUAUCAAGAAAAUGCUAAUAAUCAAAUGAAUAAUAAUAAUAAUAAUAAUAUUAAUAUUAAUAAUAUAAAUAUCAAUAUAAGUAAUAAUAUUUGUAAUAAUAAUUAUAAUAAUAAUAAUAAUAAUAUUAGUAGUAGUAGUAAUAGUGUUGCUUUAAAUGAAAUUUUAAAUGAUGAAAUAUUAAAUAUAUUAAAAAAAAAUCUUAUAAUAUCACCAAAUAUACAAUUAAUUAAGAUACAACCUAAAAUUAAAGCGUUAAUAUAUUUAGCUUUUGAUUCUUCCAUUAAAGAAGUUAUUACAUCCAUUGUUGAUCGUUUUGUUUUAAUCGGAUGUAUAACAACAAGAGAAUUAGUAAAAAAAGAUUUUGCUAAUGAAUCUAAAGAAACUAUUAUGCAUAAAGUGUCUUUAUUAAUGGCAACUAGCAUAUCGUCAUCACUUGUUUUAGUAUCUUGUAAGAAACCACUUAAAAAUAUGUUAAUACAAAAUUUACGAAAUAUUAUUGAUCAAAAUUUUCCAGAAAGAAAUCCUAAUUUAAUUAUUGUAGAUGAUUUUAUAAAAACAUUAAUUAAUGAUAAUAUUAAUUUAUUAUAUUUAAUUAUUGAACAAGUAGCCAUUGAGAAAUCAUCAUUAGAAAUAGAAGAAAUUAUGAAACCUAUAUAUGCAUCUAGAAAAUAUGCACGUCUUAAUAAAUUAAAUAUAAAUGAUAAUACAACAAAUAAAUAUUAUAACGCUUUACCAUCAUUUUUAAAAGCACAUAAUAUUACUUUAAAACAUAUACAGGUAUAUAAAAAUUUCAUGAACCUAAAAAUUUUUAAGAAGUUACAACAGAAAUUAUUAUCCAAUAAUAAUAACAUGGAACAGGCAAAUCAAGAAUAUGAAAAUGAAAAUCCUCAAAUGAAUUUUCCAAAUAAAAGGAAUGUCGAUAACAAUUCUACAAAUCAAUUCGAUCAGAAAAUAGGAACAGACUUUAACGAUUAUAAUAAUAUAAAAAGAGAAUCCCAGAUAGAAUAUCACAACAAUAACAAUAUUAAUAAUGGUAGUAAUCAAGAUAAUGGUUUAAUAAAAAUUAUUAAAAGAGACGAUGCUCCUAAGGAUGAUAAUAAUAAUAAUAAUAAUAACAACGAAAAAACAAACAAUAAAUUUAUGGAUGAUAAUAAAUACUAUCAUUAUAAUAAUAUUAUAGAUAAUAAUGAGGAUAAUAAUCAUAAUCUAGUAACGUCUCAUCAUAAAAAUGUAUCCAAAAUAAAUACAGUAAAUAAUAAUGGACUGAAAUUUAUUCCUUGUAAAAAUAAUAGUAUAAAAGAAAAUUCGAAUUUUCAUAUAGGUAAUUAUAAUUAUAUAAAUAGUAAUAAUAAUGUUAUAAAUUAUAUGAAUAAUAAUAAUUUAUAUAACUCGUGUAAUUUUAAUUAUAUGUAUAAUAAUAAAAACUCUUUUAAUAUUAACUACAAUAAAUCUGAUACUAAUUUUAAUACGAAUAGGUAUGUGAACGUAGAUAAUGUGAACACUGGUAAUAAUAUGCGCAUGUAUUAUAACUCUUCCAGAAAUAUGGUUGAUACACAGGUAGGCAAUAUACAAAUGGUUCAGAAUAACACCAGCACUAGUGGUAAUAUGGAUAUUGGUAUAUAUGAUCACAGUCAUGAUAAAAAUAAUGGUAACAUGUGUAAUAUGAAACAUAUCAGUAAUAUCAACAAUGUUAACAGUAUUAAUAAUAGGCAUAAGAAAAGUGAAUAUGAGAUGAAUAUUGAUAGUGGCAGUAACAGUAAUAUACAACUGGUGGGUAACACAAAUCAUAUAGAGGAUAAAACCUUUAGAGGAUUAACGGAACACAAUGAUAACGACUCAAGUUUUAAUAGCAGUGGUGUAUUCAACAACAAUGUGUAUAAUAAUAUGAAUGGUUAUAUUCCAAAUAUGAAUUAUAUGAAUAACAAGGAUGUUUUAAAUAACCAAGGAAAUAUUAUGAACAAUGAGCAAUAUAUGAUGAUUUUAAAUAAUACAAUUAUGAAAAAAGGUAUAAUUAAAAAUAAUAUAUUUAAUGAACUGAAUAAUCAUUAUAUAGGUACAAGUAACAAUAUAAUGAAUCCAAAUGAUCUGAACAAAAUGAAUGCAAUAUACAAAAAUAUGAUCAGCAAUAAUGAAAAUAUAUUAAAUAAUAAUAUAAUAGAAAAAUGUGUUAUGAAUAAUGAAAUGUGUAAUGGUACUAUUACAACAAAUGGUAAUAAUACAAAUAAUAUUAUUAAUACAAAUAAUAUUAACAAUAUUGAUAAUAAUAAAUUGAUGAAUAAAGAUAGUAUGAUACAAUUAGAAAUUGAAAGUAAUAAAAAUAUAAAGAAUAAUGAUAAUAUCAAUCUAAAUAAACGUUCAAUAGAUGAUAAUCAAAAAUUGAUACAUAAGAACUCAAAAACAAAUACUGUUAAUUCCAUUCAUGGAAACAAUAUAGAAUGUAAUGAAAAUAAUAAUAUGUACCUUAAGAAAAUAAAGAAUAUUGAUUUAUCAUGUAAGAAAAAAUUUUCAUUUUUUAUAUCUGAGAUAUUUUUAAAAGAAAAUAUAAAGAAAAUAAAUGUAAAGGAAAUUAUAUCACUUUUUGAAUUUUGUAUGUUAUGUAUUAAAGAAUAUAUUAAAUAUAUAAUGACAUACGUUCCACUUAUUCCAACAAAAAAUACAUUUAAUGAUUAUUGUAAGAUAAAAACAUCAUUUUUUAAAAUGGAAAGAACUAGAAGUACAGAUGAACCUUCUCUCUUGUUAUUAUCAUGUUUAUCAUCUAAUCAUGAUAUUUUUAUUCUUUGUAAAAUUAUUGUAUAUGUAUGUGAAAACUGUACAAAUAAAAAUGAAGUAUAUAAAAUUAUAGGAACGAAACUAUACAAAUAUAUACAAGAAACUAUUAAAGAAGAAAAUAGUGUUAUUUAUUCAAAUAAAAUUAAUGAUAUAAUAAUAACAAGCAAUGAAAAUAUAAAUGAUGAGGAAAAUAUAAAUACAAAUGAAAAAAAUAAUAUUAUGGAUGAUAAAAAAAAUGUGAGUUCUUCUACAUAUUGCUUUAAUAAUAAAAAAAAAUAUAUAUGUUCCAUAUCGAUGGACAAUGAAGAAUAUAAUAUAAAUAAAAAAAAAAAUUUAUAUUCAACUUGUUCUGUUAUUAAUGAAUUUAAUGUUUUAUUAGAAUUACAAUUAUGUAUAUUAGAUAUGUUAUGUAAAAAAAACAAAAUAUUAAAAAAAUUGAUAACAUCCUAUAUAUUAAGUUCCCCGAGUAAUAAUGUAAGUCAUAUUUCUUUGUUCAUACGUUAUGAUAUUGUUCAUUAUACUAAUUUGGAUAAAAGUAUGUCGAAAUAUUUAAAGAAUACAACUCAUAUUAAUAUUAUCCAAUUUUGUACAGAAUUAAUUUAUAAUUUAAUCAUUCAAAAGAAAUAUUUAAAAUGUGAACAUUUAAAAAAAUCAAUUAAAAAAAUAGUUAAAAUUGAUAAAAUUUUAUCAAAUGAUAAUAAAUAUAUUCAUAUUCCACAUGCAGAAAAAAUGCAAUUAAAAAAUGUACAAGAUAGAUUGAUACAAAUGAUUAAGGAAAUUAAAAGAGAAAGAAAAUAUUCAAAAAGGAAGAGACACGAACAAGAUCUGGAAGAAGAGAAGAGUGAACAGCUUCAAAAGGCUCAACAGGAUUUAACACUACAAAAUAAAGAAAAGGAUAAAAAAUCUGAGAAGGAAGAAAUAAAAUUGUUAAGAACAUUGACUGAAUAUAUAUACAUUACAAAAGAACACAAAAAAAAACAUAAUACUAACAGUAUUAAUAAUAUGAAUAAUAUGAAUAAUAUUGAUAAUAAUAAGUGUGAUCGUGACAGUGGAACCAAUAAAAUAAUACAUAAUGAUGAAGUUAAAAAAGAUAACAAAAAUGAAAAAGAAGUAGAUCAACAAAAUAAAUUGAAUAAUAAUCAAAAUUCAAAGGAACAUUAUUUGUUAAGCAAACUAAAAAUUGAAUAUGAUAAUAAUAAUGUAGAUGAAAAUACAAUGUUCUUAUUGGAAAAAUUAAGUUAUGAAAAUAAAAACGUAAGUUCAGAAGAAAUUAUAGAAAAGGAUGCUGUAAAAAAAAAUAAUCAUCCAAAAAAUGUUCACAUAGAAAAUCAAAAUAAAAUCAUAUCAAAAGAUAAAAUAGAUACCAUAAUAUGUCCUAAUGUAAAUGAUAAUAUUAAUAACAAAUAUAUAACAAAUGUAGAAAAGGAUAAUGUAAAUAUUAUGAAUAAAAAAGAAGAUUUAAAUAAUUUAAGUGAUAAUUCUAUAUCAUCUUAUAAUUCUUUAACAUCAACUUCACAGGAUAAUAGUGUAGAUACGGAAUCAUCUCUUUCUUCCAAAUCAUUUUCUACAUCUGAUGAUGAAGAUGAACAUUCGAAUGUUUCAUCUUAUUAUUUUUCAGAUUGUUCAUCUACAGCAUCAGAUACGUCUGUAAUAAGUACCUUUUCAUUAUCGUAUUAUAAUUUUGAUGAGAACAUUUCUAAAGAAAAUAAUUUUAAUACAUCCAACGAGAAAAAUAAUGAAGAUAAUGGUAAUAAUAAUAAUGAUAGUAAUAGUAAUAAUAAUAAAAAUGAUGAACUUAAUAAAUAUGAUGAUAAUUCCAAUAAAAUUUUAAAUGAUAGAGAUAUCCACACUAAUAAAAAAUAUUUAAACAAAAAAUCUUUUUAUUUAUAUGAUGUAUUUAAUAUAGAACCAAUAAAAUAUAAAUAUUUGCCCGCACCCCCUAUAAUAAAUGAAGAGAAAGGAGUAAUUAUUGCAUGCCUUUUUGCUGAGUGGUAUUUUAUUUAUAAAAAUUACUUAAAUAUUUUAAAGAUGAGUAUAUCGAAUGAUAUGCAAGAUGUAGUAAAUCAACAACACAAAGUAAAAUGUAUAAAUUUUUUUCAAAAAUUAUCAAAGAAUGGCUUUUUAAAUAUGGAUGAAGAAACUGACCAAUUCCUGUAUCAUUCGAUUAAUAUUUCUGUUAAUAUAGCUUUAUACAAUUUAGAAAAGGAUAAUAUGUUACAAGAGGAAUUAUUCGAAAGAAUUCAAAAUAAAGAAAAUAGUAAAAAUGAACUAAUAGAUGGUGAUAAGAAAGAGAAAAAUGACGUAAAAAAUGUAGAUACUCUUUAUAAUAAUGAAAAAAAAGAUAUGAAUAAAGAAAAACAAAGUGAUUAUGAUGCAAAGGUAAAAAUUAUUGAUUUACCUAAGAAUGAAAUAAAUAAAAAUGAUGAACAGAAUUUAAAAGAAUGUCCAAGUGUAAGUGAAUUACUAAAUUAUAAUUAUAUAGAUUCAUGGACAAAGAUGAUUAUUACAAUGCUGAAAUUAGUUGAUGUUGAAAAAAUAUCACCAAUUUUUAUAUUACAAAAAGUUUUAAAUCUUAUAUGUAGAGUAAUACAUAAAAAAUAUGAAAGUGAAAAGAAACAUUUUAAUCAGAGACCAUAUUUUCGAUUAUUACAUUGUUUAUUAAUUGAUAUUAAUGAGCAAUGUAUAUAUUCAAAUGAUUUAUUGAUAUAUUUAAAUUGUUUUUCUGAAAUAUUUCUUUUAUUAUCACCUUUAAGAAUUCCUGCUUUUUGUUUUUCAUGGGUUGAACUUAUAUCAUCAAAAUAUUUUAUGCCCAAAUUUUUGUCAAAUAUAUGUGGAUGGGAUAAUUAUAAAAAAUUAUUAAUUCAUCUUUUUACCUUUUUAAAAUGUUUUUUAAAAAAAAUACAAGUAUCUAAAGCAAUUGAAUCAUUAUAUAUAGGAACAUUGAGAAUACUUUUAAUAUUAUUACAUGAUUUUCCAGAAUUUCUAGCUAGUUAUUAUGUUACUUUAUGUAGUAUAUUUCCAAUCAAUUUUAUUCAAUUAAGAAAUCUUGUACUUUCUGCAUUUCCAAGAAAUAUAAAAUUACCUGACCCAUUCAUGUCAGAUGUCAAAAUUGAUUUAUUACCAGAAAUUAAAAUAGUACCAAAAAUUUUAACAAAUAUAAGUUUCUUACUUUUUAAAAAUCGUUUGAAAUUUUUAUUAGAUGAAUAUUUUCACAAAAAGGAUUAUAACUUAUUGUUUAAAAUAAAAGAUAAAUUAUUACUUCCUAAAAAUAAAAUAUAUCAGUCAUUUAUUAAAUAUGAUAUGGAUAUUAUAAAUUCAUUAACUUUAUAUGUAGGAACAUAUAUAUGCAAAGCUAAAGUUAAUAACCUUUUUAAAUUUAAUAAUAAUUGUGACCCCAUAAACUUGACCAAAUAUUCAGAUGAUUCAAUUGAUGAUAAAACACCCAUAUUGCAAGAACUCAUUUUAGAAAAUGAACAAGAAAAUGUAAACAAAGGGGGAAAAAAAAAAAAAAAAAAAUAUAAUACUAGCAUAACUUCAAAGAAAGAACAAAGUAAAUUAAAAAAUGAAAAAAAUAAUUUAUCUAAAAAAUAUGUUGAACUUAUGAAAGAUGAAUAUAAUGAAUCUAAUCAAAUUAAUGAGGAAGAACCUAAAACAUCAACAAAAUUGAAUAAUAGUACUAUAAAUGUAUCUACCGAAAAUAUAAAGAAAAAGAACAAAUCUGUUAUAGUUGUUAAAAAUAAUUUAUCAUAUACACUUUUUUUAUUUUUAUCAAAAGAAUUAGAUAUGGAAGGAAGAUAUUUAUUAUUAUCAAACAUUGUUAACCAUAUAAGAUAUCCAAAUUCACAUACACAUUAUUUUUCAUGCCUCAUAUUAUUUAUUUUCUCUCAAUCUAAUGAUAUAAUAAUACAAGAGCAAAUUAUUAGGGUCUUAUUAGAACGUAUAUUGGCACAUAGGCCACACCCUUGGGGAUUAUUGAUAACCUUUAUAGAACUUAUAAAAAAUGCAAAAUUUAACUUUUGGGAAUGUCCUUUUGUACAUGAAGCAGCGGAAAUAAAAAAACUUUUUCAAUCAGUUGCUCAAGCAUGCCUAGGGCGAGUUUAA
This is a messenger RNA of Plasmodium adleri (nom. inval.), 13083 nucleotides long. RefSeq names its product NOT family protein, putative. The transcript is spliced from 2 exons. Gene Ontology annotation, molecular function: molecular adaptor activity. Gene Ontology annotation, cellular component: P-body; CCR4-NOT core complex. Bases 1 to 13083 code for a protein of 4360 amino acids. Gene Ontology annotation, biological process: nuclear-transcribed mRNA catabolic process, deadenylation-dependent decay. Lineage: Eukaryota; Apicomplexa; Aconoidasida; Haemosporida; Plasmodiidae. The record is from RefSeq and is a predicted model, not a curated record.